UCCCGGAAGUGGAGGGUCUGCCCUCAGUGCCGCUGGGUCUGGGCGCCGGGAGGCAGCAGCGUUCAGGGAGCUCGCCCCCCAAGCCCCGACCACCAUGUCUGCUUUUGACACCAACCCCUUCGCGGACCCAGUGGACGUAAAUCCUUUCCAGGACCCCUCUGUGACUCAGCUGACCAACCCCUCGCAGAGUGGCCUGGCUGAGUUCAACCCCUUCUCAGAGACAAAUGCAGCUACAACAGUGCCUGCCACUCAGCUGACUGGGCCAUCACAGCCGGCCGUUCUCCAGCCCUCAGUGGAGCCCACGCAGCCAAGCCCCCAGGCUGUGGCAGCUGCAGCCCAAGCAGGCCUGCUCCGGCAGCAGGAAGAGCUGGACAGGAAAGCUGCGGAGCUAGAACGCAAAGAGCGGGAGCUGCAGAGCACAGCAGCUAGCUUGCACGUGAGAGAGAACAACUGGCCCCCGCUGCCCACAUGGUGUCCAGUCAAGCCCUGCUUCUAUCAGGAUUUCUCCACCGAGAUCCCUGCUGACUACCAGCGCAUCUGCAAGAUGCUGUACUAUCUCUGGAUGUUGCACUCAGUGACUCUGUUUCUGAACUUGCUCGCAUGCCUGGCCUGGUUCACGGGCGACACCUCCAAGGGAGUAGACUUUGGGCUCUCAAUCCUGUGGUUUGUGAUCUUCACACCCUGUGCCUUUCUCUGCUGGUAUCGACCCAUCUACAAGGCCUUCCGGUCGGACAACUCUUUCAGCUUCUUCGUGUUCUUCUUUGUAUUUUUCUGUCAAAUAGGGGUCUACUUCAUCCAACUGAUUGGCUUGCCUAACCUGGGGACGAGUGGUUGGAUCGCAGCCCUGUCUACAUUCCGUCACGAGUCCUUGGCUGUGUCGAUCAUCAUGAUGGUGGUAGCUGGCUUCUUCUCUCUCUGUGCUGGGCUCUCACUGUUCCUCCUGCAGCGGGUGCAUUCUUUUUACCGCCGGACAGGAGCCAGCUUCCAGCAAGCCCAGGAGGAGUUUUCCCAGGGCAUCUUCAGCAGCAGGACCUUCCGAAGCGCUGCCUCCUCUGCUGCCCAGGGAGCCUUCCAAGGGAAUUAGCCCAGCUCUGGCCUCUUGCCAGCCUCUUCUGCACCUGCCUUGAGCUGCACUUUCUGCAGUGCCUUAUGCAGUGGGGAUGCCCAGCACCCACCUGGUGUGUGUGUGGCGGGGGGUUACUGUUGUGGCUCUUCCUCCAUGCUCAGCAACCAACUGUCCCUUCCACAGAGGGAAGGGAGAGGGAGGGACAGGGACUAUUUUUACACACAAGAAAAGAAAAAAUAACAAAGCUGUCUUUCCUUGUCUGGUGGUGGUUUGGUAAGAUACUUUUGUCUCUGGAAGCAAUGGGCCUAAAGCUCUCGUCCCCGGACACACAUGCUCCCCAUCCCCCCACACACAAUGUGGUCCAUCCUGGGCCCAUCAUAGCUGGAGUUUCCUGCCCAUCCGUGUCCCAGGGCCUACUGAGUCUGUGGCCUUUAUAGUUCCACUCUCCUGCCAGUCCGGACUAAGCUUCCCAAGGGCUUCCCUUUGGUGAGCUGCAGUUGGAUUGGAAGGGUGGGCAUCUCUGAUCCCUGAAUCACUCUAGGGUGGUCUCCGAGCUUCUCUAGCUGGCCACCCACAAUCAUUUUUCUCAUAUACCCUGAAACCCUGCAUACCCUCCUGAUGUGCACCUGUGGCUCUCUGGGGCCCUUGGUGAGCCUUUCUAAAUGUCCAGUGGCUACGGUGAGGGAUGGGGAAGGAUGAGGAACACUGAUCCAGUUGGCCUGCCCAGUGAGUAGGAGGAAGGUCUGGCUAUCCUGGUGUGGUUUGCUUGGCCUGUUUGUUUUGAUUUUUCUUUCCUGAGGGACUGCUACCAUUUGCCUUAGCCCCAUUCCUGUCCCUUCCCCCUUGCUGCUUCAGCAAUAUCCAGCUUAGGACACUUGGGAUGCAGGAGGAGCACUCUCCACCCACCCAGGAAAGGAUGCCUGGGAGUCUAAAGCUCCCAAACUUCUGGGUGUGGGUGGGAGGCAGGUCUUCCACAGCCCACUCAGGCCUGGUGCCACUGAAUGACAAUGACAGUCAUGGGGUUUGUAAAUUCCUUUCUAGUAUUUUUUUCCUUCAUGUACAAAUGUAUAUGUUAUGACUCCAUUUUUGUGCUUAAAUAAAAGUGACAUUUUCAGA
Molecule: messenger RNA, 2182 nt
Organism: Octodon degus (degu)
Lineage: Eukaryota; Metazoa; Chordata; Mammalia; Rodentia; Octodontidae
Gene: Scamp2
Product: secretory carrier membrane protein 2
Exons: 9
Coding region: 95-1084 (329 amino acids)
Biological process (GO): protein transport
Cellular component (GO): recycling endosome membrane; trans-Golgi network membrane
Source: RefSeq, a predicted model, not a curated record